AUGGCUUCUCAUGUUCUUGAAAAGUUUCAGUGUUUCGUCUUGUUACUAUGGCUGCAAUUAGCAUCUCAAGAAAAAAUGGUCGCUGCUUCCAGACAAAUAGCCAAACCUGGUUGCCAAGAUACGUGCGAGGAUGUUAGCAUACCCUACCCGUUCGGUAUCAGUGAUGGUUGUUUCAUCGAAGAAGCGUUCGAAAUAAAGUGCAACAACAGUAUGAAUCCCCUAAAACCAAUGUCUGGUGGCCUCAAUGUCUUGAAUAUAUCAAUAUUCGCCGGGGAGAUGACAGCAGAAGUCUAUAUAGCCAAUGAUUGUUCCGAUAAUAGGGAAAGAUAUGAAGCGCGUGCCAACUUGAGAAAAUUCACCUUCUCCGAAACAAAAAACAAGUUCAUUGCUAUUGGUUGCAACACCUUGGCAUUAUUUUUCCUAAGAAGUGAUCUAUCUAUUGGUACGGGUUGCUCGUCCUUCUGUAAUAAAGUGGAUGAUACCAUUAAUGGGUCCUGCUCUGGUAUUGGUUGUUGUGAGAUCGCCGUUCCAUCUGGACUAUCAGCAUAUGCUGCGACAGUUGAUAUUGUAAAUAGAAGUACGAGUCUUAGUUUCAAUCCAUGUAGCUAUUCUUUUUUAGUUGAAGACAGUUCGUUUAAGUUUUCUUCCUCAUAUCUCAAAGAUUUCAAAAGUAGUGGAACCGAAACUCUUCCAGCCGUGGUGGAUUGGACUAUCGGCAAUGAGACAUGCGAUGCCGUAGUGAAUUCGAUGAGUUAUGCUUGUGGACCUAAUAGUGCUUGUAUCAAUAGUACUAUCCCAGGAUAUCGCUGUAAAUGUUUAAAAGGCUAUGAAGGGAACCCUUAUCUCAACGAUAUUGAUGAAUGCCAUGAUAAUCCAUGCAAAGGAAAAGGAUCAGGAAGUACAUGCAUAAAUACUAUGGGGAGCUACAACUGCUCUUGCAAAUAUGGAUAUCGUUCUCAAUUCAACGAUGAUGGUACCUUCGAAUAUUGCCUUCUUCCUGAGAGUAAACUCAACAAGAUUGUUGUUGGUGGCUGCCUAGGUUUAUCUCUUCUGCUCGGGACUUGCUUUGGGCUGUACUGGGCAUAUAGAAAAAGAAAGCACAUGAAACUAAAGGAGGAGCUGUAUAAACAAAAUGGUGGGUUGUUUCUGGAUCGUCUACUUAAAGAACGCGAAGAAGAUACCGAGACUAGUACAGAUAGCAGUGGAGGGAAAAAGGGGAGAUCAAUUGUCACAAUAUACACCGAGAAAGAGCUAAGCAAGGCGACUAACAACUAUCAUGAUAGUCGAAUUCUUGGACUAGGUGUUGGGGUCCUGCUCCUUGGAGACCAAGGAAUUGAUUAUCGACAAGUUAUCUCCACACAAGGAGGGUUUGGCACAGUGUAUAAAGGAACCUUAUCAAACGGGGAAGUGGUUGCAAUUAAGAAGACCAAAGUAAUUGACAGGAAGCAAAAUGAGCAAUUCAUUAAUGAAAUUGUUGUUCUGUCACAAAUCAACCACAGAAAUGUGGUUCAGCUCUUGGGUUGUUGUUUAAAGAGCACUGUUCCUUUGCUCGUUUAUGAAUAUGUUACAAAUGGGACUCUUUCCCAACAUUUACAUGAUCGUGAGAAUCGACCGGAGUCCGUUCUUCUGAUGUGGGAAGACCGUUUGAGGAUAGCCGCAGAUGUUGCAGGAUCAUUAGCCUACUUGCAUGCUGAAGCCAUUAUACCCAUAAUUCACAGAGACGUCAAAUCCUGCAACAUACUUCUAGACAGUGAUUACAAAGCAAAAGUUUCGGAUUUCGGUGCUUCAAGGUUAAUUCCAAUCGAUCAAACUGAGUUAAAUACAUUGGUGCAGGGGACUUUAGAAUAUCUAGAUCCCGAGUACCACCUAUCAGACCAGUUAACGCAGAAAAGUGAUGUGUACAGCUUUGGUGUUCUUCUUGCGGAAUUACUGACAGGCAAUAAAGCAGCACUUACUUGA
Papaver somniferum (opium poppy) is the source of this 1959-nucleotide messenger RNA. RefSeq names its product wall-associated receptor kinase 2-like. Gene Ontology annotation, molecular function: ATP binding; polysaccharide binding; protein serine/threonine kinase activity. NCBI's taxonomy places the organism in Eukaryota, Viridiplantae, Streptophyta, Magnoliopsida, Ranunculales, Papaveraceae. Gene Ontology annotation, biological process: cell surface receptor signaling pathway; protein phosphorylation. The coding region runs from base 1 to 1959 and encodes 652 amino acids. The transcript is spliced from 4 exons. Gene Ontology annotation, cellular component: plasma membrane. The record is from RefSeq and is a predicted model, not a curated record.